Pseudoliparis swirei is the source of this 905-nucleotide messenger RNA. Its product is annotated as importin subunit alpha-1-like. Gene Ontology annotation, cellular component: nucleus. Bases 1 to 675 code for a protein of 224 amino acids. Gene Ontology annotation, molecular function: nuclear import signal receptor activity; protein binding. Gene Ontology annotation, biological process: NLS-bearing protein import into nucleus. The transcript is spliced from 5 exons. The record is from RefSeq and is a predicted model, not a curated record. Lineage: Eukaryota; Metazoa; Chordata; Actinopteri; Perciformes; Liparidae.
AUGCACAAGUUACUUUUCUACUCCAACCCUUGGUCAAUUGGCAACAUUGUGACUGGGACAGAUGAGCAGACACAAUAUGUACUGAAUGCCGACGCUCUGGUGAUGUUCCCCAGCCUGCUGCGUCACCAUAAGGCCAACAUCCAGAAGGAGGCAGCCUGGACGGUGUCCAAUAUCACUGCUGGCAAAAACACCCAGAUUCAGGAGGUGGUCAAUGCUGGACUGAUACCCAUGCUGGUGGAGAUCCUCCAACAGGGUGACUAUAAGUCUCAGAGGGAGGCUGUGUGGGCUGUCACCAAUUAUACCAGUGGAGGAACGGUAGAGCAAGUGGCCUACCUGGUCCAUUGCAAUGUGCUGGAGCCUCUGCUCAACCUGCUGACAGCCAAUGACAGCAAAGUUACCCUGGUCAUCCUGGAGGCCAUCUACAAUAUGUUACAGAUGGCAAGAAAAACUGGAGAGAUUGAAAAUCUCUGCCAAAUGAUUGAGGAGGUGGGAGGUUUGGACAAGAUUGAGGCACUUCAGGCCCACGACAAUGAAUCUGUCUACAAAUCCUCUCUCAACAUCAUAGAAAGAUUCUUCUCUGACGGGAAUGAAAAUGACGAGUCUGUGGUUCCUGAAGCUACUGCAGAUGGCUAUACCUUCCAGAUGGCCAAUGACCAAAGCACUUUCCAGUUUUAACAUACUCGGCCGUCUCUUUGUACCUUGUUGAUAUUUUUGUAUUUUUUUUUUUUUAGACAUUUCAUCCUUGUAUGUGACAGUACAAGGACUAAAUCUCCCAGUUUCAAAACAAGAUUUGUAAAUAAAUGGUAUUCAUGCACAAGUUACUUUUCUGUAUGGAUUUCUGUUUCAGAAAUAAACAGCCUCUGUACAGGGUCAAGCACCUAAUGUAUAUGUUGAAAAUAUGUGAA